CAACAGACUUCCUGAAAAUGCCCGUGCCUCCCGUACAGCACAGGAAAGCUGAAAAACUCGGCAUGCAGGGGGAACAAAAUUCAGCAGGUUACCUAUAUCAACAUGAAAACAAGAGUGCUCAAAAGAGGAUAACCAUGACGUGACGCACUGCUCCAGUAGUCCUCCUCCUGUGUUCUGUGGUGUUUUAUUUAUUUUCCAUUUUGGAAACUAUCCUGCAAGGAUUAAAGAAUAGGAUUCAAGGUUCAUGGAUAUCAAACUGCAUUUUUUUUAUUGGAUGAGUACGUGUGUUCCUGUCACCACUACAAUCUCUGACACUAUUUUGGAGCAAAACUAGAUGGGACAUCCCUUUUAUUUUUCAUGUUCCUCAACCUUGUUUUUGGCAAGACAUGUUGUUUUAGUUGUCCACCUUGACAGAGUUUCCUUUUUAUUUUCUUAGCUGGACCAUUACCUCUGCUCUUUGUGCUUGUUUGUACCUGGUUUAUUAUACCCAUAAUCUGUGUUUAUUUUGAUUAAGUUGUUCGUUUUGUGUACUCUGACCUGAAGGCAGUGCAAUUUGUUAAUUGAAAUUGUGCUUACUAUUUUUAUUUAUGUGAAAACAGGAAAAUUGUUGAAGUAGCUUGUGAAAAUUCUUAAUAUGAAUAUUUAUGUAUGAUGCACACAGAAUUCAGUUUUGUUUCACCUUGACAAGAGACAUUUGCUUUUCUCAUUGUGACGAUUUCCCAGCCAUUGCAAUCAGGCAAAGACACAGUUGAGAAAAAAGCAAAUAAUCUAGUUAAAUCCACAUAUUUGUGUUAAGCAAAAUAUUAUAAUUUUGGGAGAUUAGCAAUGAUUAACUGGAAGUGUGCCUCUUAGAUUAUAGAAUCACAAGUUAAUGUGGUAAAAGUUAGUAGCAUGAUUGGACAUUGUUUCAUACAAAAAGCACUGAUGUGAGACAGAUUUAACACUAUCCGGGAUAGAAAAGCCUGCUGAAGUUUUUCUUUUUGAUUUGAAUAGACACCUGCUGACAAACUUACUGAAAAGCCCAUGGUGUGGGUUUAAAAAGCUGACACAUUAUUACUCCCAAUGACCAUCUUCAUAAACUCCUCGAAACAUGCAGUGCUUCUGUCCAGAACAAAUUCAUCUCACUAGAGUGUAAAGAGACCAAGAACAGGACUCUGCAUGAGGUGCACAAGCUGUCCACUCCAAACAUAUCCAUACCUGCACUGAACAUGCGCUCACCAGGCCCUGAGAGCCCAUCCAUGACCGAGGAGGCGCUACUGCAUGGACAGUUUGGCGGUUGGAGCAGCGGAGGGGGAAGUGGAAGUAACAGUAGCAGCUGCCCCAACAGCCCUGGAGGUGUUUCUUUGCCUUCCAGCCCUGCUUCCAACAGCUAUGCCCUGACCCUCACUCCCACACACAUCCAUGUCCAGCGGCUUUCUUCUCGCUCUGGGAAGCAGUCCAGGUUAUUGCUGCCCCUGGCUGAGCUGACUGGCUGCAGCUGUCCGCGGUCACCAGCUCCUCCUUUGCUGGUGCUUUACUGGUACCCUCCGGGUAAACGCCGGAAGGGUGUCUCCAGACACAGGCAGGUGAGAGCGUACUUGUCGGAGAGUAGAGCUGAGGUGGAGAAAUGGAAUGCUGCUAUACAUUGCCUGCUGAGGGGGAUGGAUGUCAGCUCCACUACAGAAUUUAGCAAAAGCAUGCUGCCUCGUCCCCGUCGACUGUUGCUGCUUGUAAAUCCAUUUAGUGGACGGGGUCAAGCAAUGCAGUGGUGUCAAACACACAUACUUCCAAUGAUCAGAGAAGCCAACAUCAGCUACAACCUUAUACAGACAGAGCAUCAGAAUCAUGCUCGUGAACUGAUUAGAGAGAUCUCGCUACCAGAAUGGGAUGGAAUCAUUAUUGUAUCGGGAGAUGGACUCUUGCAUGAGGUGAUAAAUGGCCUUAUGGAAAGGCCAGACUGGGAACAAGCUAUAAAAACUCCAGUGGGAAUUCUGCCGUGUGGGUCUGGGAAUGCACUUGCUGGUUCUAUCAACCACUAUGCAGGAUAUGACAUGUGCCUUCGGGAACCUCUCCUCCUCAACUGCUGUUUUCUGCUUUGCCGGGGUGGGGUCAAACCAAUGGACCUUGUCUCUGUUAUGACCAGCCCCAUUGCUUCAUCCACAUCCAAUCAGAACGGGAACUCACCUGCUCCCAGGAGGCUUUUUUCUUUCCUUUCUGUGGCAUGGGGUUUUGUGUCUGAUGUGGACAUUGAGAGUGAGCGCUACAGAGGGCUGGGCUCUGCACGGUUUACACUGGGAACACUGGUUAGAUUGGCUUCUCUACGAUCCUAUAAAGGACGACUUUCCUACUUGCCACCUUCUAUUUUCAAUCCAUCCCCAGAUGCCACACCUCAGCCUCCACGCAGGCCUCUUUCGCGCAGCAUUACGGAGGGUCUAGAGGGAUUUUGUCGCACACCCAUCCACCGGACCUGCUCCGACAUGGGCCUGAGUGAACAAAGAAGCCUCCGAAAAGGAGAUGGGGAGAGCGAGAGGGAGAGGCAAGAGCGAGAGAGGGAGAGGCAAGAGAGGGAGAGGGAGAGGGAAAGGAGGAGAGAGAGGGCAAGGGGCAUAGGAGUAGUGAGAGCUAGCAGCCUAGCAGAGGACAGAGAAAGGGAGAUGGAAGCGGAAGAGAAAAUGGAGACAUCAGGGACCAGCUCAGAAUAUAAUGGAAAGGAGGAGUGUGAAAAUAUAGCCAGUAAUGAUGUAGCAAAUAAAUGGGAAACAAGAGAACUUGAAGGGAAUGAGUUGAGUGAGAAAGAUGGGGUUGAUGAAGAAAAGGGGGUAAAUGAGUGUGUAGGGAGUUAUCAGACCACGCCACCUGACCAGCAACAUGCACCGCAGAAACAUUCUCCACCCUCGAACCAGAUCAUUAAUGCCUUCUUCAGCCAGCCAAUCGAUGGUGACACUGACCAAGACUUGGAGCUGGCAGCCUAUGGGAAGGAGGAUGAAGAUCAAAAUGGCACCUACUUUCAGAGAGAGGCGUAUCCACUGGACAAGUCUCGCGAGCGAGCCCUUACCAUCUCUUCAUCUCCAUUCCGUCAGUCUCCUUUUAAAUCUUUCAAAACUAAAACUUUGGACCAGAACCCCUCACGGCCACGCCCCCUCUCCCUCCUGCACCAAUCUCAUUCAAACUCUCUACCACCCAAAUUCCCAUCCCUUUCUCUGUCCCUCUCACCAACCCCUCCUUCAUCUCCAUCUUGCGCUUCUCCCCAUUCUUCUUAUCUCACCCCACGUCCGAACACCCCUAGCUCCUCUUCCUCAUCACCCUCCUUUCACUCACCAACCCCGUCCUUCAACUUUGAUCUCGCUGAGCCUGCAGGGCCCUUGAAGAACUGCCCUAACAUGACAUCCUCCAUUAACCUGCCAGAGGAUGACCUGCUACCUCCUCUGGACCAGCCCCUACCUACAAGAGACUGGGUCACGAUUGAGGGUGACUUUGUCUUGGUUCUUGCCAUCUACCAGUCCCACCUGGGAGCAGAUCUUUUUGCUGCUCCUCAGGCCCGAUUUGACGAUGGGUUGAUCCAUCUGACGUUUGUGCGGGCUGGGAUCUCCCGGGCAACCCUGUUGAGACUGUUCCUAGCAAUGGAGAGAGGAGCCCAUUUGUCUCUUACCUCUCCCUAUGUUAGUCAUGUUUCUGCUCGGGCUUUCCGUCUUCAGCCACUUUCACCUCGAGGAACACUCACAGUAGAUGGGGAGCUGGUGCCCUAUGGUCCUCUGCAGGCACAGGUUCAUCCCUCCAUAGCCCGUUUGAUUGUCGGUGACUCUGGAGUAAAGAUUACAAGAUUCUGACCUGUUUGGAUUUGCCCAGGCAGGGAUUAACAUCAUGAUCUGGGUUACAUAACAUUUUGCCAUCCACAUACUGGGGGAGAGACAAACAGCCAGCCAGUAGUUGCAAUCACUGGUUUUACUAGGAUUAACCAAGGGAUUUCUUAUUCCAGCUGCAUAUGCAAGGAGUAUUUUUGAAUUCAACGAAGGGAUGAAAAUUUGCAGCCUAUUGCAUGACUGUAGGAUUACCACUUGGAUUACCCUCACUUGAGCCUGAGAGAGAGAGAAAACGGCAAUGUCUGGAAAAAUGUGGAAAUGGCGGAACUGAAUGUUUCAAACUGGUGUAUACAUUUUAGUAUGCAUUUGUGCAUAGAUUCUCAACAGUACUACUGCCUUAUUUCAGAGAAUGAGAAGUCACAGACAGAACACUAAAAACAAUGCAGGCUUUUAGGUUUGCUAAUUGCUUCACCCAUAUCGCACAAUAGGUACCCCUGGAAUGCAUUAUUUUUCUUUGAUUCCCCCACACACACAAACACACACACACACAAUUUACCUACUCCAUUAGUAUCACUUAAUCCAAAGACCUAAUUUAGCAAAGCUGUAUCUACAUUCUCCAUCCAGCUCUUUGGAAUCCUUCCAUUGGUUUGUGGGACUAAUCAGAAAUGUAAUCAGUUUUCUCUUGCGUCCUUGCAAACUUUUAUGCUUUGAGCAGAAUUAUGACAACAAUGGUAUUUUUGCCGGGUAUUUUUAGGACACAAUCAUUGUGUUGAUUGAGUAGAACAGUUAAAUGUGGACCGUUAUGCUAAAUAUUGCAUUGCUAGUUUGUGUAUGAAAAGCAUGCAAUGGCCAUUAUAUUGUUAGGUAGCUAGCUAUAUGCAUUGCAAAGAACACUGAAAGCAAACUUUUUUUUUUUGGAUGAUUUGCAUUAAAUUUGCUCUCAGCUGUCAAGGUGUUUUGGUGUUGCUUUGAUAAAUCGGCAGCAGGGCUGCCAAAUCUGUCAAUCUUUUAAUUGCUUGACAGUCAAUCAUGGUUUGGAGAAAAGGCAGGAGGGCCUGGUAGUGGUUUUCGUCUCCUGGUAAUGUGGAAGUCAUGCUAAUUUUCAUAGGAAUAUUUGCAUAAAGUUUACUAACUUUCAGGCAAAUUUAAGUAAAACAUUUUUAUGUUUGAGGACUGGUGAUUGUGUCUCUUUUUCCCUCAAAUUAUAUAACGCUCAGUUUUCAUGCAGUGAAGAACUGGAGGAUCUAAAUCAAUGGAUAAAGCACCUUUUAACCCAGUCCUCUAAAAAAAAUUAUAUUAAAUAUUAGGUAAGGACUAUUUAAUCGUUUUGUAAUAAGUAACUGAAUUUUUUGCCUAUUUCUUUCAGACCAUAGUUUAAGAGUCACUAGAGACAUAUUGUUCAGCUUUGUGGAAAGCCCAGCUGUGGAGCUGACUAUGAUUGUAAAGGAGCACUAGCUUGGUGGCCUUUCAAGUGCUCUUGAAUUUUACCUAAUAUUUACUGAAGUAAUGCCCUAUUUACUUUUUACUCUGUCAUUUUCAUUUUCCUGAGGACCAUAAUUUGUCAGUUGCUGACUUUUGCUUUCAUUUCAGAAUUUUAAAUGAUUUGUAAAUUACUCCAAUGUCUGGCUGGAGUUUCCGAACAGCUGUUUAGUUCUUUCUUCUGUCUGCAAUAAUUUCUACUUAUGUUAAUACCUGCUUUCCUCAGUUUUUAAUGGAAUAGUUCACUCAAACAAAUUGUCAUCAUUUAUUCACCCUAAUGUUGUUCCAAUCCCAUAUGAAUUUUUGUCUUCCAUGGAAAAUAAAAAUAGGUAUUAGGACAGUUUUCAGUCGCCAUUUACUUUCAUUCUAUUGGGGGGGGGGGUGUAACCUCUAACAAUGGCCAACAUAUCCUGUGUUCAGUGGAAGAAAGUAAGUCAUACUGGUUUGGAAUGACAUGAGGGUGAGUAAAUUACAAUGUUAAUUUUGGACUGAACUAUCACUUUAAGCAUCAGUGUAUAUGUAUUGUUAGUUUUGUUGCUGAUUUGAGUGGCAAUAAGAUGGCCAGUUAUUUGUUUUUGG
Molecule: messenger RNA, 5837 nt
Organism: Xyrauchen texanus (razorback sucker)
Lineage: Eukaryota; Metazoa; Chordata; Actinopteri; Cypriniformes; Catostomidae
Gene: sphk2
Product: sphingosine kinase 2
Exons: 7
Coding region: 1209-3806 (865 amino acids)
Biological process (GO): positive regulation of apoptotic process; sphinganine-1-phosphate biosynthetic process; sphingosine biosynthetic process
Cellular component (GO): cytoplasm; intracellular membrane-bounded organelle; membrane
Source: RefSeq, a predicted model, not a curated record